Brettanomyces nanus is the source of this 1410-nucleotide messenger RNA. RefSeq names its product ammonium transporter (gene MEP2). Gene Ontology annotation, biological process: ammonium transmembrane transport. NCBI's taxonomy places the organism in Eukaryota, Fungi, Ascomycota, Pichiomycetes, Pichiales, Pichiaceae. The transcript has a single exon. The record is from RefSeq and is a predicted model, not a curated record. Bases 1 to 1410 code for a protein of 469 amino acids. Gene Ontology annotation, molecular function: ammonium channel activity. Gene Ontology annotation, cellular component: plasma membrane.
AUGGCUGAUGAUACUGUUAGUUUAAAUGAUCCACCGGCUAUGGUCUGGGUCGCCACCUCGGGUGCAUUGGUCUGGAUCAUGAUUCCAGGUAUUGGACUUCUUUAUUCUGGUUUAUCCAGGAAAAAACAUGCCCUAUCUCUUUUAUGGGCAUCUAUGAUGGCUAUCUGUGUCGUCACAUUCCAAUGGUUCUUUUGGGGUUAUUCCCUUACCUUUGGUACCGCACAUAGUGGAUUUCUCGGUGAUUUGCAAUACUUUGCUAUGAAGGAUAUUCUUGAUGAUCACGAUCAGCAAGUCCUUCCUACUGUUGUCUUUGCCUUCUUCCAAUGUAUGUUUGCCAUGAUUACCGGUGCCAUUAUGCUCGGUGGUGCAUGCGAAAGGGCAAGAUUGGGUCCUAUGAUGGUUUUCUUGUUCGUAUGGAUUACUAUUGUCUACUGUCCUUGUGCUAUGUGGACUUGGAAUGCUGAUGGCUGGCUUUACACCUUGGGUUCUAACGAUUUUGCCGGAGGAGGUCCUGUUCAUCAAGCUUCCGGUUUCGGUGCUUUGGCCUAUGCCUUACUGUGCGGUAAAAGAAGAGAUCCUGUUGCCAGAAAAGGCCUACCAAAAUAUAAGCCUCAUUCCGUUACUUCCGUUGUUCUAGGUACCGUGUUCCUAUGGUUUGGAUGGUUCGGUUUCAACGGUGGCUCUUCCGGUAACGCCUCUCUCAGAGGAUUUUACGCUUGUCUUAACACCAACUUAGCUGCUUCUUGUGGUGGCUUGGCCUGGAUGUUCCUUGACUGGUUCAGAUGUGGUCACAAGUGGACUACUGUUGGCCUUUGUUCUGGUGCUGUUGCCGGAUUGGUGGGAAUCACACCUGCCGCAGGUUUCGUGCCUAUCUACUUUGCCGUUCCAAUUGGAGUUUUGUCUGCCGUUGCUGCCAACUUCGCUGUGGAUUUGAAGAAUUUGAUAGGAAUUGAUGAUGGUAUGGACGCUUGGGCAUUGCACGGUGUCGGUGGUUUUGUCGGAUCAGCUUUGACUGGUUUGUUUUCUGCAGACUACAUUGUGGCGCUUGAUCCUGCUGCGGCUGUAUCCCCCGGUGGUUGGUUGAACCAUCACUAUGUUCAAUUGGGAUAUCAAUUGGCUGCUAAUUGCUCUAUUGACAUUUGGUCGUUCACCGUUACUUCGAUUUUAUUGUACACUAUGAACCACAUUCCUUUCCUAAAGAUCAGAUUAAGUGAAGAAGAGGAAGAGCUUGGUACUGAUGCCGCCCAGAUCGGCGAGUUUACCUACCAAGAAUCCAAUAUGUUCAUUCCUGAACCUGUCAGAUCGGUGACGUCUAGACAGCCAAAACACAUGACCAAUGAUGUUGAAGCUGCCAACGUUGUUCCCCUGCCCAAAACAGACGAAUCUACCGAGGAGAAGUCGAGUAGCUGA